Molecule: messenger RNA, 948 nt
Organism: Chironomus riparius
Lineage: Eukaryota; Metazoa; Arthropoda; Insecta; Diptera; Chironomidae
Source: the annotation of a GenBank genome assembly
AUGAAUAUUGCUCACAAAAUAUAUCUUGGUUGGCAGGACCUGAUGAAUAACAAAUCAGAUCCAAGAACGACAAAUUGGUUUCUAAUGUCAUCACCGCUUCCUACAAUCAUGAUUUGUUUGUCAUAUGUCUACAUUGUCAAGGUGGUCGGUCCAAAGUUCAUGGAAAACAGAAAACCAUUCAAGCUUCGAAAAUUUAUAAUAUUUUAUAAUUUUCUGCAAGUCCUCUUCAGCGCAUAUUUAUUUUAUGAAGUUGCAUUUUCUGGAUGGCUUUCACAUUAUAAUUGGAGAUGUCAGCCUGUGGAUCGUUCACAAAGUGAAUCUGCAAUUAGAAUGAUUUAUGUAUCUUGGUGGUACUAUUUUAGUAAAUUCACGGAAUUCUUCGACACAUUCUUCUUUGUUUUAAGAAAACGAUAUGAUCAAGUUUCAACAUUGCACGUAAUUCAUCAUGGAAUCAUGCCAUUCAGUGUUUGGUGGGGAGUAAAAUUUAUGCCCGGGGGCCACAGCACAUUCUUUGGAUUCCUCAACACUUUCGUUCACAUUGUAAUGUACACAUAUUACAUGAUGGCUGCAAUUGGACCAGAAAUGCAAAAAUAUCUUUGGUGGAAAAAAUAUUUAACACUUUUACAAAUGGCACAAUUUGUAGGGAUAAUGGUACACGCAUUUCAACUAUUCUUCAGUAAUCCAUGCAAUUAUCCGAUGUCAUUUGCUUAUUGGAUUGGUGGACAUGGCGUUUUGUUUUUCUUCCUUUUUAAGAAUUUUUACAAACAAGCUUAUACAGCAAAAAAUAAAAGAAAAGUAGAAAAAGAUAUUAAUGCUAAUUCAAUGAGUGAAAAAAUUGAAUCCUGUGAUAGUAAACAGAAUGCGAAAUUUGACCUUAAUGGAAAUCAUGCAUUUGAAACUAAUCAUAUUAGCAACGGAGAUGCUUUAAGAAAUAGAUUAACUUCAUAA